Messenger RNA from Chenopodium quinoa (quinoa), 540 nucleotides. RefSeq names its product nucleolar protein 58-like. The transcript has a single exon. The record is from RefSeq and is a predicted model, not a curated record. NCBI's taxonomy places the organism in Eukaryota, Viridiplantae, Streptophyta, Magnoliopsida, Caryophyllales, Amaranthaceae. Bases 1 to 540 code for a protein of 179 amino acids.
AUGGACUUGAAUAAUGCAAAUGUAAAGUCAACCUCCACCCGCUCCGAUGGAAGGUAUGAGAGGUUUCUUGCCAAGGCGGAGGGUUAUCUACAUAAGUAUCAAGCCUCCCACUCAUCCCCGGCCUCAGAUGCGCCGGUUGUAAUAAAUGGUGAUAAUGGUAAUAAUGGAACUCGUCAUUUAGAGUUUUUCAAAAAGGCUCAAGGUUAUUUAAACAAAAAAGACAAGGAAGAUAAAAAGGAUAAGAAGGAUAAAAAGAAUAAGAAAGAUGAAAAAGAUGGUGGUGAUCAUUAUGAGAAUUUGAGUAGCGAAAAUGAAGGUCAACAUGAUCAUAAAGAGCAUCUAAAGUUGGCUCAAGCCAUGUUGAAGAAAAUUAAAAAACAUAAAGAAAAACAUGGAAGACAAAAUGAGGAAGAACAAGUUGAAGAGGAAGGCGAAAUCGAAGAAGAAGAAGAAGAGGUAGAGGAAGAAGAAGAGGGUCAUUGGUUUACAGAAUUAAUGGAGGGGGUUAAAGAAUUUGUUGAAGGAUUAAAUGAAGAAUGA